AUGGCGCUUUGCCUGUGGCUUAUUGUGGUGGCCCCAGUAUGCUGCUGGGGCCAGGGGCCAGUGGACACAGGGGACAGUGGGGUUUUCCAGCCCCAGAGUGCCCUCACUGACAUGGAGUUUGCCAGUGUGAGCACAUACCACGGCCCUGGAAACACUGACCCUCGCCCCAAUAAUAAGCUGCCCAUCCUUCUGUGGUGGAGCUCCAAUCUGUUCCCACACUUCCCAGGAGACACAGAGCGUGUGGACUGCGCCCACUCGUCCUGCCUGGUCACAAGCAACCGCAAAGUCCAGCUGUAUCGCCGCACGGCAUCUAUCAUUUUCUAUGGCACAGACUUCCGGGCGUACGAGGCUCCGCUGCCACGUUUGGCCCAUCAGACCUGGGCGCUUUUCCACGAAGAGUCACCCAUGAAUAACUUCCUGCUCUCCCACAGUGUUGGAAUCAGACUGUUUAACUACACAGCCACGUUCAGGAGGGAGUCGGACUAUCCGCUAACGCUGCAGUGGUUACCCUCUCUGGAUUAUCUUCUGAAAGCACCGGCAGUCCCUCUGCAGGAGAAGAACCGCUGGAGACAGGCCGGUCUGGCCCCUGUGCUCUACAUGCAGUCCCACUGUGAUGUGCCUUCAGACCGUGAUCGCUACGUUCAAGAACUGAUGACAUUUAUAGAGAUUGACUCGUAUGGGAAGUGCCUUAAUAACAAACCCCUGCCUGACUAUCUGGAGGACACCAGCACAGCCACUGGUGAAGACAGGCGCUUCAUGAGUUUCGUCGGUCGUUAUAAGUUCCACCUGGCCCUGGAGAACGGCCUGUGUCCCGACUACAUGACGGAGAAGCUGUGGCGGCCCAUGCACCAGGGCUGUGUGCCCAUUUACAGGGGCUCAUCAUCGGUGGCCGACUGGCUGCCGAACAAUCAUUCUGCUAUCCUCAUUGACGAUUUCCCCUCUCCACGGGAUCUGGCGGAGUUCAUAAAGACUCUGGAUCAAGACGACGCGGAGUACUCGCGCUAUCUGGAGUACAAAACACCCAGCAAGAUCACUAACCUGCGUCUGCUCGAGGGGCUGGAGAGCAGAGAGUGGGGUGUCAACGACAUGAGUAAACCAAACUACCUGAACGGGUUUGAGUGUUUUGUGUGCGACAGAGAGAACGAGCGUCUGGCAGCAGUGAAAGCGCACAGGAAGAACCCACAACAAAACCUGCCGCCUCAACCAAAGAUGGCCAACAGCUCGCACAUGGGCUGCCCACUGCCCAGUCCUGGAUAUGGGCCUGUGGAGAGUAUUGACCCAAAUGAUGGGUAA
Sinocyclocheilus grahami is the source of this 1293-nucleotide messenger RNA. Its product is annotated as fucosyltransferase 11 (alpha (1,3) fucosyltransferase). The record is from RefSeq and is a predicted model, not a curated record. NCBI's taxonomy places the organism in Eukaryota, Metazoa, Chordata, Actinopteri, Cypriniformes, Cyprinidae. Gene Ontology annotation, cellular component: Golgi membrane. Gene Ontology annotation, molecular function: alpha-(1->3)-fucosyltransferase activity. The transcript is spliced from 2 exons. The coding region runs from base 1 to 1293 and encodes 430 amino acids.